Messenger RNA from Struthio camelus australis, 512 nucleotides. NCBI's taxonomy places the organism in Eukaryota, Metazoa, Chordata, Aves, Struthioniformes, Struthionidae. The record is from RefSeq and is a predicted model, not a curated record.
GUGGUCUCGUCGCUGAAGCGGCACCGCAUGCACGAGCAGCAGUUCACCCACCACCCGCUCCUGGUGCUCAGCAACUUUGGCCUCCAGCAGAUCCACAUCAAGCUCAUGGCCAGCAUGUUCCAGAACAUGUUCCCCUCCAUCAACGUCCACAAGGUCAACCUCAACAGCAUCAAGAGGUGUUUGCUCAUCCGCUACGACGCACGCAGAGACGCAGCUCCUGGACUUGCGGCACUAGUGAGUGCUGCGCGUCCGAGUCCCCGGGGCCGGGAGCGUGCUCCUUGCGUUGCUGUGACGAGGACACGGCUGCUGAUGUCCCCGUGAUAUCGCAGAAGUGAACACUCCGAGGUGUCCAGCUGAUCUUUGCUGCCGCUUCCUUCCUCGGUGGCUCUCGGCCUACUACUGGCAGCAGGCAGUGCCUAGGUGCUUUCCUGGUGUGAGCCAGGCCGCCCCCUAGCACCCCGCCAUCGCCCCCAGGCUCUGGGGACCGUGCUGGCGCCUUUUCUUGGGUUAUG